AUGUCGACCGAGGAUUCCACCAAGGAGAAAAAGUUUCCAUGCGAUCAAUGUCGGCGGCGCAAGGUCAGGUGCAAUUAUGCUAAGCCAUGCGAUCGAUGCAAGAGUCAUAACCUACCGUGCGCGUUUGAGUCCAUCAGAAAACGACGAGGUCCGCGGCCAGGAACAGGCAGGGUUAUCAAUGAGUUACGAGACUCGUCUCUGUCGCAGACGACAGAAUCAGCACCACUUCACAAUUCGGAUACGUCUCAAAUAGACAACACCGAGCAAAUAUUUGGGAGCCAUCAAUCUACCACCGCAGCUGGUCCAAAUCAUGUCGCUGGCACAGAUCACAUAUCUACCGGUAUACCAGAACAAAUUCGGACUUUACAUGCAGGACUAAAUUCUCAUGAUAAUCAAUCAUCGCCACAAAGCUUUAUCGAUGAUGCAUAUUUCACAUUCAAUGACUUUGCUCAGAACGUGCUGUCAUCAACGCUUCCGCUACAAGGUCAGAGAUUGACAGGAGAUUCUUCCCUAUCCUCAAUCUGGAGCCGACUCGAAGAUGCAGCUGUUGUUGAUCACGAGAUGUUCUCCACUGGCACAAGCUGGUACGAGAUCGAGCAUGGUGUCAACCUCUUUUUCGACAAGAUGUAUGCUGUAUAUCCAGUCGUGGACGAGGGGUACCUGCGAUCACUUUUGGACAAUCGUCAAUCUCUACAGGGGUCUGAGCAAAGGCUUUUAUGGUCCAUAUGUGCCCUCACCUUGAUGGCCGUGGAUGCCUGGCCCACAAUGACUCUGGACAAGAGGACCCUUGCUGCCCGAGGGUACAUUCGACAGUGUCUUCAAGAUCGGAUAUCCUCGUCUUAUAUCGAGAAUGCUUCAGUUGAAGAUGUUUUGACCUCGCUCUUCAUUGCGGUCACAUACUUCGAUCUCAAGUGUCGCAAGAACUCCUGGUUCUAUGUCAGGGAAGCUAUCACCUUAGCUCAGGCAGCAGGUAUGGAUACCGUUGGGGGAGACCUGAUGUUGCAGCCAUCCGAGAGACUCCGCAGACAACGCAUAUAUGCACUGUUAUAUGUUAGUGAACGCGGUGCUUUCAUACAUGAUACACUUCCUGUCAGUAUACUUUCCGCACCAGAAUUGCUCUGCGAUACACUGCCAGGCGAGGAUCCUUCAAUCUCAACUGGUCUAAGCAUGUUAUUCCAACUAUUCUCCUUGCUUGACCUGAAUUAUAUCCAGGCUAGAAGCAAGCUUUCUCUGUCUGGAGGUACCGACAGAGAGUACGUUGAGCUUGCUAUGUUGCAGGACCAGCUUUGUCGUGUUCUGGAGCUAGCCAACGUAUCUGAAACACAACGAGCCGACGUCCUGAUCACGCAGCAGUGGCUCCGACUCAUGGUCUGGCAGACUGCUCUCAGGCUCGGGCUGGUUUCUUCAGCGUCUAUGAAUCCCUCGUACUCUUACGACUAUCCUAUACAAAUUGCCUCUUCACUACAUGAAGUUUUGAAGACGCUUUCCUCAAGUGCCAUUGAGGUACACGGGCUGGGUAUUUUCGAAAAGCAAUUCGAGAUUGCCUACUCCCUGCUCGACGCGUUGACACUCUCUGACGGUACCCAGUCGCCUCAACACCACGAGACGCUCCGAUCGCUUUUAGAGUCUCUGUCUGCCUCACCAAAAUCACGAGAUGUCUAUGUCCGCAUCCUUCAAAACAAGAUGGGACAGGACAGUUCGCGCAAGAACGAUCGAUACAUUCAUUUGGCUAAUGUACAACUUCUGGUUGAUGAUCGCUUGAAUCAGCGUGAUUCUCGGUAA
Molecule: messenger RNA, 1782 nt
Organism: Aureobasidium melanogenum CBS 110374
Lineage: Eukaryota; Fungi; Ascomycota; Dothideomycetes; Dothideales; Saccotheciaceae
Exons: 2
Coding region: 1-1782 (593 amino acids)
Biological process (GO): regulation of DNA-templated transcription
Molecular function (GO): zinc ion binding; DNA-binding transcription factor activity, RNA polymerase II-specific
Source: RefSeq, a predicted model, not a curated record